Molecule: messenger RNA, 887 nt
Organism: Amoebophrya sp. A120
Lineage: Eukaryota; Dinophyceae; Syndiniales; Amoebophryaceae
Source: the annotation of a GenBank genome assembly
AAGAGACCUACGAUCCUUGUUCUUUUCGGCGCGGUCCGUUCACGAUCCUCAGCCUGUGAUCUGAUCCCUGUGCUGUCGUACUCACACAAAACACUAUGCGGUGUGCUGUGUCUGAACGUGACCACCGACUCGCCGCGCAAUUUACGUAUUGAUAGCUGCGGAAAUGGCAGACCUAUUGCUCGCCUCUGGCGAAGCGCACUCGCCAGGUUGCAGCUCAGCCGGCCUGGACCUGCUGGCAACUCUGGAGGCCAUUGAACAGGUGCAGGGCGGCGCCGUGGAAACAUCAAUAGAGACGCAGAAACUUUACAAACGGCUGGCGGGAAUCUUUGGGUCGCUCGACGUUCCUGAGCUGGCGUCCUACUAUUCGGCAUUGGCACUUACCACCGCACCGGCAUCCGCCGAGGAAGUGGAGGGGCGCAAAUCAGCCCUCCGACGCUAUCGCGGACAGUUGUACUCCUGGGGCGAGAACGAAAAUGAAUGCCUCGGACAAAACUGUACAUGGUGCUUUCUAUGUCGAAGUAGAAGAUUUAUUGGUCGUCUUCUAGUAGCAGCUCUGAUUUAUCCAGACCGACUUUUUUCUUCAUAAAAGAAUAUGUUUUUCUGCAAUGAAAAAUCUAUCAGGCGAAGCGAGUGGGGGCUCGUCCCCUAGCGUAAGCCCCAGUCGCACUCGUGCUGGCGGUACGGUGACGCGGCCGAAGGUGAUAGAGUGGGUGCGCGAUUUCGGCUUUCAGGAUCUCGCAUGCGGUUUAUCGCAUUGUGUUGCCGUCACAAACAAUGGCGACGUCGUGGGCUGGGGCGGCAACAGCAGUCGGCAGCUGGGCGGGUUUCACGAGAAAGUUGUGCCCGUACCUCGGGCGAUUCUGCUUGGCCAGAAAGUAGUAGCGGUC